This is a messenger RNA of Vanessa atalanta (red admiral), 2240 nucleotides long. RefSeq names its product DNA replication factor Cdt1 (gene dup). Lineage: Eukaryota; Metazoa; Arthropoda; Insecta; Lepidoptera; Nymphalidae. Bases 92 to 1945 code for a protein of 617 amino acids. Gene Ontology annotation, molecular function: DNA binding; DNA polymerase binding. Gene Ontology annotation, cellular component: nucleus. The record is from RefSeq and is a predicted model, not a curated record. Gene Ontology annotation, biological process: mitotic cell cycle; DNA replication preinitiation complex assembly; regulation of DNA-templated DNA replication initiation. The transcript has 3 exons.
ACGUUUAAUGUUGUAACGAAUUUUGGAGGGAAACCAGAUAUUUUUUAAUCCGCAUAAAAUUGUAUUUAUUUUAUAUAAUAUAUUAUAAGCAAUGUCUCAAACAACACUUACGGCAUUUUUUAAUAGUAGGAAGAGACCAGCUACAGAUGAUAUCGUGAGUUCUAAAAACAAAAUCGCUCACAUUGAUCGUACAAUAGAAUGUGCUACAAAAUCUAAGAAAAAUCUCUUGUCGAAGAACAUUGAACAAAGUUCAGUAAAAGAUAAAUUCAACACGGAAUUAAAGCAUCCGAAUGCAGUGCCUAAUACAACUAAUUUAGAUUUAAAAAAGAUUGAAAUUAUAUCUCAAGCAGCCGAAAAAACUAACUUAACGGAGAAACCAAAGAAUGUAGAGGCUUUUUCAAAAAAAGUAAACGCCGCAAAUAUUGUUAAAAACAAUGAUCCCUCCAAAAUUGAAACCGUCAAUUUGGCUAGAAAAGAGCUAAGCCUAGGGGACAUCAAAAAGAAACUAAGUGGCAGUAGUAGACUAGCUGAACUAAGAGCAAGGGCGGAUCGCCUUAGUAAAGGUAUUCAACAACUCAAAGAUACAACUGUAAAGAAAAACCUAAAAGAAUUCAAAUCAAUUGAUGUGGAUGUUCCCCAGAGUCCAAGCAAGAAAUCAACCAUUCGCAAUGAGUUGAUGUCACCAAAGAAGGAAACAACUACAGAAGUUUCUCAGCAAAGGCCUUUUCUAUCUCCUAGAAAAGUUGUUGUCAGCCCUAUCAAGAGCCCCAGCAAGGUACCAGCAUACAUAAGACAUGCAUCUCUGGCAUCUUCUACACCCAGUUUAAAUCUGCCUCACCACUACAGAUUCUUAGCAGAGUUAUUCCGUAGUAUGGAAACAGCUGUCACACUUCUUUAUAAUAGGAAGGAAAAGAUAACUUUUAGCAAACUUAAGCCAUCAGUACAAGAAAUGCUUAAAAGAACUUUUACAGAGAAACAUUUGGCUCAAAUAAAGCAUUUAGUCCCAGAUUUCUACAAUUUUGAAGUCCAGAAAGUGAAAAAUUUCAGUACAUCAUCUCACCGAGACACAUUUGAAUUGAUAAUUUCUCCUAACUUCCCAAAUGACAUCAAAAUGAUUAACCCUCUGGUUCAACUUGAAAGACGAAGGUAUUUCUAUGAUACACUCUUACAAGUCGUUAAAAAGCACCAUGCUCAAUUUUUGGCAUCACUUGACCCGCCUAUUGAUAUACCAGAUAACAAAUUAAUACGUUGGCAUCCUGAGUUUGAGCUGGAAAAGAUUCCAGAAAUAGAAUGUGCCAAGUUACCUGAAAUGCCAAAUACUGAGAAAUAUUCUUCAGCUCAAGAUGUUCUUGCUAAAGCAAGGGAAUUGUUUAAAUGUAACACAAAAAUGGAAAGGGCAUUAGAGAAACUUGCACAGGCCAAAGCUAGAGGCUUAACUGAACAAGAGAAAGCUGUAACAGGUAUAAAUGAUACACCAAUAAUAAAAAAUGUUUCAACACAGGCAAGUCAGCCAUCUACAAGUGGAGUACAAAUCCUAAAUCCUGCGUUGCGCAAUUUGCCAACAGCUUUAUUGGACAAAGUAAAGGCCAAACAAGCUGCUAAAGCCCUUGAAGCUAUGACAAGAUCUUCAGAAUUUGAGCAAAACUAUCUAACUUACAGUAAACUUCCUGAUCUUGCAAGGACUUUAAGAAAUAUUUUUGUUACGGAAAGGAAAAAUGUACUAGCUCUGAAUGUGGUACUGUCUAAACUGGACAGCAGUUUCAAAUCUAAUGUCUCUGCUAGUGAUUUACAUAAAGACAUUAAACUGAUAACAGAAGAGGUUCCAGAGUGGAUUAAAUUACAUGAAAUGAGAAACACAACUUUUUUAAAACUGGACAAAAAUACAGAUUUAAAAGUAAUUACUUCAAAAUUAGAAAAUGCUGCUGCCAAAUAUAAAAAUAAUUAGAGUUAAUAUUGAUAAAUGACUGAAUAUUUUUUAAUACCAUAUACAUUUAAUUAUGAGUAAGAAUACAAAAUGUAUUUAUAAUUAGUUUAUGUCAUUAUGUGUGGUAACUUAAUAUAUUGUUAGCAGUAAUAAUAUUUAAUAAUUAGGAAUAUGACAUGAAAUUUAUUAUCUUAGUUUUCUUUUUUGACAUCUAUGUAAUUAUAAGACAAACAUUUUUGUAUUCAAAUGGUGAUGAUGAAAGCAAUUGUAUGUUUCUUUUGACAUUAUGCAUUUUGUUGACAUCUCGUUUUCUUAU